Eurytemora carolleeae is the source of this 1357-nucleotide messenger RNA. RefSeq lists its product as uncharacterized. NCBI's taxonomy places the organism in Eukaryota, Metazoa, Arthropoda, Copepoda, Calanoida, Temoridae. Bases 131 to 1357 code for a protein of 408 amino acids. The record is from RefSeq and is a predicted model, not a curated record. The transcript has 3 exons.
UUUCCUGUUUAUUAAGGGUUUGCGUAGUGAAACAGAAACCAGGGGAAUAUACAUUUCCUGUCUAUCCCCUCAAUACGAAGGAUGUUACGAUGACAAGGGGAAUUACAUUUCUCCAAUAUUUAAUCUGCUGAUGAAGAAUAUGUUUUCUGAGUUGUUGAAGGAGCUUGAGAGAAAGACCAAGCAAAAGAAUUUGGUGGAGUUCUGGGGUGUAGAGGAUAUCUGUAGGGAGAUGGGUGUUCCUUUACACAUUGAUAAUUUCUACACUGUGCUUCCAUGGUUCAUAGAAGUGAAGGCAAGCAAACAAUGCCUGGUGGUGGUUGAUGAAUAUGGAGAUGGUUUUGUCCGUGAAUUUAGAAAAGGUGAAUUCUGUUUAUCCCCGGAAGAAGAAGAACUCCUGCGGUUAGAUAAAUUCAGCAUGUUAGAUGCUAAAGAGAUCAUCAUAUCUUUACACCCAACUAACUUUGAACUUGCUAAUGGAUUAAACAUAGACAAGACAUUUGAAGUUCAUUUUCUAUCUAAUAUAUUGAGGAACUCAAGAAAUAUUUGCGAACACUUCAAGGAUUUUGGUAUCACUGUUUUAGAUAGUAGUAAACUUUCAACAGUACUGGGAUAUAAACCAGAGCUGGUUAGGGGGGAUGUGGAUAAUCCUAGUUAUUACAAGGAAUCCAUAGAUGCGAUGAUGAAGAAAGCAGAUAAAUUUAUUUGUAUAAAGGAGGAAAAGUUUAAUUUCUCUCUCUUUGAAAAACAAGUUCAAGAGCGAGAAAUUACACUGUUCAGAUAUGAUAAUGUAGAACAUGAUUGUGAUAAACUAAAGGAUUUUAUAAAAUCUGAUAGUGGUUGUCUGUUAACCAACUAUGGACUAGCUAGAGGAACAGAGUGCCAAUCCCUGUUAAGUUAUCAGGAUGGUAUCUCUAGUUUCUCUAUGCUACGGUGUACAGUUAACCUUGUAAACUGUAUCCCACAGGGGGGUGUAGAAGUGGGCUCCCCGGAACCAGAUUGCCUCGUGAUAGGAGGAUUCCCGGGAGAUCCUGCUCUAUACACCCAGCUCCAGGUUGAGUUAAACAAGACACCAUAUAACAAGUCUACCAAGUUUGUUUGCCUUCUUGGUGAAAAACUCCCUCCAGGAGUAGAAAUAAUCAAGAAAGAAUACAAAUUUCCAAAUUCUAAGAAAGAGUUUGAUGAACACCUUGAUAGUAUAGAGCAGGGUUGUAUAAUAUAUUAUUAUGAAGGAACAAGUAAUAUACAGGGGUUUGCUCAGCUUGGUAUAUGGUUGAGAGGAACAUCAGUUCCCCUCAUUUAUUCACAGUGUUCACCAAACUCUGUAGACAUAUACUUACAUGAUUUUGAUACACUUUAA